Diaporthe citri is the source of this 1017-nucleotide messenger RNA. RefSeq lists its product as uncharacterized. The coding region runs from base 1 to 1017 and encodes 338 amino acids. The transcript has 3 exons. Lineage: Eukaryota; Fungi; Ascomycota; Sordariomycetes; Diaporthales; Diaporthaceae. The record is from RefSeq and is a predicted model, not a curated record.
AUGGGCGCUAUGGAUAACAAAGCGGACCUCACUCCAAGCCCGGAAUACCAGCACAAGCCUCUCCCGGAUGCUUCAAGCUUUAUCAGACUGAUGAAAAUAAGGUUCAUCGACGAAAAAGACGACCCGCUCACGCUAGAAUGCGAAUUAAUCACCUGCCGCAUCGACGAAAGCCCGGCGUUUUCUGCCAUCUCCUACAGCUGGGGCGAUCCGGCCCGGACCGCCCGCUUGCGCAUCAAUGGCCGCCUCAUGAGGGUGACGCAGAACUGCGAGGUCGCACUCUGUGAAGCCAAACUGAGUACUACCGGCCUCUGGUCUCGUUUCACGGGCAGGGAAACACCUGACCAUAGCUUCUACUGGUGCGACGCGGUCUGCAUCGACCAGCUGAACAAGCCAGAGAAGGAGGCACAGGUGGCCUCGAUGGGGCGCAUCUACCGUCGCGCCGAGAAAGUGCUGGCAUCCCUUGGGGCGCCCGUCGAGGGCACCGACAGCCAAUUUCUGUUCCGCAAGCUGCAGUCCCGGUCCAGACAGCUGGGGAAGAUCGGGGGGCACUGGGCGCCGCGGGACGAGUUCCAGGUUGACAUUGCACGGGCGUCGGAUCGCGAGUGGUACCGAAUGGUAAAGUUCUUCCUCUUGAGCAUGCCAAGAUGCACAGUCAUCCGUCUCUGCAAGGCGCUGGAGUGUCUCCUCGGGACCGCUUACUUCCAACGCACGUGGAUAUACCAGGAACUGUUCUUGGGCAGAAGCGUCAGCGUCUGCUGCGGAUCAGCAUGUGUUCCUAUGAGUACCAUUUUUGGACUGGCUCAACGUCCUUUGAGCAUCAUCGGAAAGGGCUUGAUCGAUUCCGACUUGACUUACCUGGCGCUGGCGCGUCCCGUCGCUGCUGAGUUCAAGGUGUAUCUGGCCGACGAGGAUGCUCUUACUCUUUCAGCCACUACAAGUAUGAUUGAAGGUUCCGGUUAUGAUGGGCUGGUGGAACAGGUCGUCGUACUCGAGCUAUGCAGUGAGAAAGAAAAGUAA